Neocloeon triangulifer is the source of this 1860-nucleotide messenger RNA. RefSeq lists its product as uncharacterized. The transcript is spliced from 8 exons. The record is from RefSeq and is a predicted model, not a curated record. Lineage: Eukaryota; Metazoa; Arthropoda; Insecta; Ephemeroptera; Baetidae. Bases 36 to 1583 code for a protein of 515 amino acids.
CAGAUUCAGAACAUUUGUAAAACGCACUUGGGACAAUGUUGUUGCAGGAAAAAGUUGUUCUCUCCAUCUGGUCAGUUGUGAUUGCUGGUAUCCUCCUCACCACUUAUGUCUUUGAAAAGCCAAUAUACAUAAAAAAUGUGAAAGAUGAACUCUCCAUGAGUGCUCUUACGAAUCAUCCCAUUUACCAGGCAAUGAAGCAGGAUUUAAUAUCUAAAAAAUCGCUGCUUCAGCCAUAUAUGUCAUCUGUAGACGAAUGCAGGUCAAGAAAAAUCAAAAGUCAUGCAGAAUACUUGAUUUUGCGCAAAAUUUUUGGAACUUUAGAAGAUAUUCAUAUCAUGCUGUCCGCAGCUUGUUCGUACUUGACCGUUGAGGAAAAAAAUUCCAGCAUUGUCGCAGAGUUUGAGGCGCAAUGCUACCAAAAAGAUGGCCAGUUUUACUUCCAGCUUUAUUCAGUCCUCAAUGAAUAUCAACGCUCUACUGAUGUAAAAAUAUGCGGAGACUGUCAAGGUGUUUGUUACGCCAACUCAUGGUCACAUAUCAUAAUUGGUGAAAAGUCGAUCGUUCCGUGCAACUUUCUAAACAAGGAUGUGGAAGAGGAGGACCUUGAUAAUUUUAAUUGGCUUCAAAUCUUAAACAAUUCUGCAACAAUGCCCUCCUUUUGCAAAAAGCUUCAAGCAUUUGAAGACAUUUCAAUUUAUCAAAAAGCAAAGGAGAUUUUUGAGAUUGAAUAUUGGAAUACUAUGGACAGGAAAAUGCUACUGGAUAACAUUUGUAUUUCGUCCUACAUCGGCUCAUUUCUCUUCUCGCUGUGUUUGCUGACAACUCUUUUCUCCGCUCAGUUCAAUUUACCAAGCAAUCAAUGUCUUCUGUUCUACGCAAUCUCUAACCUAAUAUCAAGCACUGGGACAAUGUCCCACGUGUUCGUUCCUCAGCAAACUUCAAUCAAGUUGGAGGCAUUUCUUUUCGCAACAUCCAUGGCAUCCAUGUCAUCAGUGAUCUGGAUUGUAUUGUACAUUUACGACUGCUACACAAUUUCAAGAAUUAAAGGAAGAACAAUUAUUGAUAUGAAAGCAAAAAUUAUCGCCUAUCAUAUCAUCGCCUGGUCGAGCACUGCAUUUAUUGGUGUAGUUAACUUCUUUUUUGAGAUUAACCCUCUAAUUGUUGACUGGGACAGAUCCAAAGUAUAUGCAGCAUUACUGAACACUUACGGACUUAAUGGGACAAAAUUAGCCUUUUACGUGUUAUUCUUCAUUCUCAACUACAGGGCAGGUUCUGAUAUUCGCUCUACAAUCAAGUCUCUUAAAAUGGUUGCUCCGACUAAUAAUCGGAAUAAAAGUUUACAGCUGGUGUUCUUGAGGCUCACGAUCACUCUGAACUUCUUUAAUGAUAUCUUCAACUUGUUUUUCUACGUCUUUCAGUUGCAUAGCCCGAUUGCGAUGCACAUGAAUGCGUUGUGUUUAAUUUUUGGAGAGAUUUUACUCUAUUCAAUUUUCUACAUUGCACCGAAAGAAAUAAACAAUGAACCUAAUUCAUUAACGUCACAGCCUGCACCUAUUGAGAUGAACAAUUUGCAAAAACAAUAAUUUUAGUUGUCUCCAUUUUCUUCUUUAAUAUAAAACUUACAAAAUUAAUUGUGCACUUUGAAUUUACAGAUUUUUAGUAUAGUUUGUGUAAAAAAUGGAUGAUUUGUAAUUUUUUUCCUUCUUUUAUUAUUGAAAGUAGCACAUAUAUGCUGAAACUUCAUAUAUCAUUAUAGAAAUCACUAUAAGAAAUUUUUUGAAACUUCAAGGUAAAAUAAUUACAAAAUAAGGGAAAAUAAUUUUAAAUAAAUGUAUGAAUUACUUAAAAAAAUAAAAGUUU